Ostrinia nubilalis (European corn borer) is the source of this 4211-nucleotide messenger RNA. RefSeq names its product guanylate cyclase 32E (gene Gyc32E). Gene Ontology annotation, biological process: receptor guanylyl cyclase signaling pathway; intracellular signal transduction; cGMP biosynthetic process. Gene Ontology annotation, molecular function: guanylate cyclase activity; adenylate cyclase activity; protein kinase activity. The coding region runs from base 1 to 3105 and encodes 1034 amino acids. Lineage: Eukaryota; Metazoa; Arthropoda; Insecta; Lepidoptera; Crambidae. Gene Ontology annotation, cellular component: plasma membrane. The record is from RefSeq and is a predicted model, not a curated record. The transcript has 20 exons.
AUGCCGUUGGCGGUGGCAGCUGUCAACCGCGACUCUAGUUUGCUGCCUGGGCUGCGCCUGCGAUUCUUAGCCGCCGAUGUGGGCCGUCCACGCGCACACUUACCUAUGGACAAGGACAGCCUUACUUUGAGAGUGAUGACCCAAAUGCGAGACCUUGGCGUGGUGGCGUUCUUUGGACCUGACAGCACGUGCCACACUGAGGCCAAGUUGGCUGCUGCAUGGAACCUACCCCUUAUCUCUCAUAAAUGCACCGGAGCUCGUGGCUCCUCUCACGAGGGUACCAGCUUGGGCACCACCUUUGCCAGGACUCUUCCACCAGCGUACAAGAUCAGCAAGUCUGUGGUGUCGCUGCUCAAGGCAUUCGGAUGGUCUAAGUUCGCCAUCGUGGUGGGGAAAGCGCUGAAAGCGGCUGCGCAGCAAAUGGAUGCUAUCAAGGAACUGGCCCACUCGAAUGGCAUGACAGUGACAGCUGAACACAGCUUCGAGGACUACAUCCCCUUACACAUCUCAGAAAUGGAGGGAAUCGUCGACAAGACCUAUGAAAAAACCAGAGUGUACGUCUUUCUUGGAGAACACAUUGCGCUGGUAGACUUUGUGAGCGUUCUCCAGAGAAGAGGGCUCUUGGACAAGGGCGAGUAUGCCGUGGUAGCCGUCGACGAUGAGAUCUACGAUCCAAGUACUGCAGCCAUCACACAUGCAGCGGAACCCCCGUACUACUCCGUCCGCAUGCCCUGCCCCUCCCUUGUGCGUAAACAAGUGCCAAUAGAAGCUGCUCAUCUCUACGACGGCGUCACCCUCUGGGCCAGGGCUGCAACGGCAGCAAUGCGAGCUGGACUGCAGCCGACAGAUGGAGCCACUUUGAUGAAGUUGCUCCGACCCACCACCUACCGCUCCGUCCAGGGUUUUGAUGUAAAAAUGGACAACAGCGGAGACGCCGAGGGUAACUUCACAGUCAUCGGCCUAGUCGCUGACGAGAGCGCGGCGGGAGGGUGGAGUGCGCAACCAGUCGCUACAUUCCGCUACGCCAAUACUUCUGACGUGUUACCAGAAUUGGUAGGCGCCAGCAAGAUAGCUUGGAUCGGGGGUCAGCCUCCUGUAGCAGAACCAGCGUGUGGCUUCAAUGGUGCCAAGUGUGCCAACCCCAAGGAACCUGGAGUCCUCACGGUGGUAGCCGCGACCGCAGUCGCAGCGGCCGCCAUGUUGGCUGCUGCCCUCUUCGCUCGCCACUACAGAUACGAGCAGAAGCUUGCUUCGGUCUUGUGGAGGAUCGAAGCAAAGGACUUGACUUUCAUAUCGACGUGCAGUAACGAUAAGCCUAUAACAGCUCAAGAAGACGACACCCGGCGCGCACAUACUACUAUUGCGCUAUGUCGCGGCAACAUAGUUGCUGUAAAACGGCUUCGGAAGAAAAGCAUCGACGUUACAAGAGCCAUCAAGAAAGAGCUAAAGCAGAUACGGGAGCUCCGCCACGAGAAUCUUACCGCCUUCGUUGGCGUUUGCGUCGAAAGUGGCGCUGCCUGCAUCGUCUCAGCGUACUGCUCCCGCGGUUCCCUUGCCCGCGUCCUGGCCGACAGAGACUUGCACCUUGAUGACAUGUUCGUGGCUAGUCUGGUGGCGGACUUACUCCGAGGCUUGACGUAUCUGCACGACUCCGCACUGAUUUCCCAUGGGAACCUGACCUCGAGCAACUGCUUGGUCGACAGCCGGUGGGUGCUACAGAUCUGCGAUUAUGGACUUCAUAACUUGAAGAGCGGUUGUGCCGACGCGGAAGACGCUCUGCGCAUGGAGAGACGUAUGCUGUGGAGGGCACCGGAAUUCCUGAGGGACCCGAACCCACCUCCCAGAGGUUCCCAGAAGGGGGAUGUGUACUCCUUUGGAAUUAUACUGUACGAGAUUUUGGGAAGGAAUGGACCUUGGGGCGACACAAGCCUUACGAAUGCUGAAAUAAUAGGCAGAGUCCGCCAGCCGAUCGGUGGAAUACUGUUUCGGCCUCCACUGGGCGGUUUGGCAGCACGACCUUCGGUUCUAGCUGUUCUGAAUGCCUGCUGGAGCGAGCGACCUGAUAGACGACCGGACUUGCGUUUGGUGAGGCUGAGGCUAAAGGACAUGCAUGCUGGCAUGAAGACAAACAUAUUCGACAAUAUGCUGUCCAUGAUGGAAAAGUACGCGUCCAACUUAGAAGCACUACUCGCUGCCAGGACUAAGCAACUAUUGGAAGAAAAACGGAGGACAGACGACCUUCUCAACAGGAUGUUGCCAAGGACAGUGGCUGAAUCUUGGAAGCGUGGGGAGCAUGUCCAGGCGGAGAGCUUUGAGUGUGUGACAAUUUACUUUAGUGAUAUCGUCGGCUUUACUGGCCUAGCUGCCACCAACUCACCUAUGCAAGUAGUUGAGAUUUUAAACGAGCUCUACACGUGCUGCGACGCAAUUAUAUCGAACUACAAUGUUUAUAAGGUGGAGACGAUAGGUGAUGCUUACAUGGUCGUGGGUGGUUUGCCCAAGAGGUGCUCCCGACACGCUGCAGAAGUGGCAUCUCUAGCGUUGCACAUACUCGAUGCAGUGCCCAAGAUACGAAUGAGGCACACGCCUGCUGCCAGGCUGCAUAUCAGGAUAGGAAUACACAGUGGAAAAUGCGCUGCCGGCGUGGUGGGAAUCAAAAUGCCGCGAUACUGCUUAUUCGGCGACACCGUCAAUACUGCAGCCCGAAUGGAGUCCAGCGGUGAACCGCAGAAGAUACACAUAAGCCACGACACGUAUAAGCUGUUGAAACAUCAUGGCGGCUACCACUUCAAGGAGAGGGGGGUUAUGAACAUCAAGGGAAAAGGAGAGCUGAAAACUUGGUGGCUAACUGGUGAAGAUCACGUCCGCAGAACAUACAGCUUUUACAGACACCAGCCUGAAUUGGAUGGCAUCGAGGGAAGCAACGAAGAGUGGUGGAGUCCUCACAGGUCGAUUAUGAACAUCCGCGAUCGAGCUCGUCUCUCUUGUGGAGGCUCUCUAGGCCCAGGAUCAGCUCUGUCCUCCCCUGGACCCCCAGCCUGCGCUUGCUUCGUCCCCCAACGAGACCAUCAUUCUGCCCCAGCCGUGACCUUCUGCGAGGACUGACGUUAACCAUUAGGAGGUCACACGCUCAACUACUUAUGGGCAAAGAACGAGAGCAACGAUUCUUGGAAACCCAUUCUUAAUGGAUAUACGGACGAUAUUGUCUUGCCAAAUAUAUAUUGUAAAAUAGACGAACAAAGCGUAUAUUUGCAAGACGUUUUUAGUUCGUAUAAGAUGGUUUACGAGUGUGACUUUAGGGAAAACGAUAGGGAAGACGCCUUUAUAAGGGCCAGAAAGCUAGCAGCGUUUCAGAGGCUGUAUUGUGUAGAUUAUGAUUUUUGGUUGUAAACCAAUUUUAGCUAGUAUUUUGCGACUUGCUUUUUGUGAAAUUCAACAAAACAGCAUCAAUUCUUGCGAAAGACUGUCCAGUAUUAUUUUUAUUGAAAGUUACAUAUUUUAAUACUUUUCAAUUUAAAGGAACAAUGCGAUUCCGUCCAAAAAGGGUCACUCUGAUCGAAUGCGACCAAAUCGUGACGACUUUUCGUCAACUUUUAAUCCGUUAUAGUUUUGUUGAACGGCUUCUAUGUGUAAAAUACAACGACAUGGACAGUCAGUAUUAUAAAUUAAAUCAAAUAUAUAAUUGUAAAGCACACGUGAGGUUAAGAAGAAAGUAAGUAGGUAGUUAUACGGAUUUGUUGGUCACUCUCAGGGUAAUGGAUUGUAACUCGAAGAUUGUAUUGAAAAUAAAGGAAAAACGGAAAAUACCAACUCUAAAAUAUAUCUAUUUAAGUAUAAACUUGAAUUUUAAUAGAAUAUUAUAUUCAAAUUGAAUAUUAUGAUAUUCGAUCUGCGCAGGAUUUGCAAACUUGGAUCUAGGUUUAUUCGAAAAUUUAGAUUAAGAUAAAUGUUCAUGAGUUAAAUAUACUCGUAAAUGUAUAGGGUAAGAUAAAAAACGAUGGUACCUAUAGUAAGAAAUAAUACUUUUUCGAUGUAUUUUUCUAGAAUACUACUAACUAUAAUAUACCUACCUACCUACUGAUUAGACCCUUUCCAUAUUAAAAUAAAUACCUAAGUAGUUCAGCCAAUCCCUGCCAUAGAAUUUACCUACCUGUAUGUCAUUUUGAAAGCUUUUAAUCGAUCGACUAUUGAAGAGAUAUAAAGAAUUGCUG